Molecule: messenger RNA, 792 nt
Organism: Penicillium odoratum
Lineage: Eukaryota; Fungi; Ascomycota; Eurotiomycetes; Eurotiales; Aspergillaceae
Exons: 3
Coding region: 1-792 (263 amino acids)
Cellular component (GO): prospore membrane; lipid droplet; ascospore wall
Source: RefSeq, a predicted model, not a curated record
AUGUCAAGUCACAUCAAAGAUGCCGCCAUCGCCGAGGCCAAAAGCGUCCAAGCUGCCUCGGAAGGCGUCCUAAGAUCCGGCGCAUAUCUCUAUCCGUUCAAGGGUAUAUUUUACUUUGCUACUCACAGACAACUUUGGCGGCCAUUUAUUAGCCGGGCCGGGCGAAUCAUCACCCUGGGCUUGGGUGUAACCUCAUUCAUGUUCUUCUUCACCUAUCUCCCCCAGAUGGCGAUCAUGGCCAUUACCAGUGGACCGCUUGCUGCUAUAUCUACGGCAUUGCUGGUUCUUAGCGAGAGUGCAACUUUAACAACUAUUUUCUCGCGAUCCGAAGAGGCCUUGAUUGAUACGUUUGAUGGUACCCUCAUCGCCCGUAACCAGGAGUCUCUUGUCGCGCAGGGACGCCAGGUUAAACCUCAGUCUGGGGGGAGGGAUGCUGUUGCAAGACUAGGAAAGAUUUUCUCCCGCCCGUUUACGAGAUUCAAGCCGCAGAUGCUGCUACGGUCUUUGCUCUAUCUGCCCCUGAAUAUGAUUCCUGUUGUUGGGACGGUGUUGUACAUAGUCGUGCAGGGCAAAAGGAUUGGCCCGGGGCUACAUGCACGAUACUUUCAGCUGAAAGGAUGGAACUCAGUGCAGCAAGAUGAGUGGGUGGCUAAGAAUCGUGGAGCAUACACUGGACUCGGAAUCGCGGCUUUCGCUUUGGAGAUGAUACCCUUCGCUUCCAUCGUUUUCUCAUUCACGAACACCGUUGGAGCUUCCUUGUGGGCCGCAGAUCUCGAGAAGGCGACGGAAUAG